CGAAGUUGAUCAGUCUGCUCAGAAAACUUAUCCGGAGGGAAAGUAUUAGAAUCGGUUUCAAAGGAGGAAAAAUCCAGGUUUUGUGCAAAGAAUUGCAUUGCAACCAGAGAGGACAUAACUUCUGUCAAUUAAGAGAAACAAUAUUGCACCCUGAAGUUUAGUCAUUGGUGAUAUUUUUACUUGUUCUGUGAUUACUUUGAUUUGUAAAGAAUAUAUUUUUCCGUUUAUUUUGACUGAAGUGUGCUGAAAGCACUCUCGCAUUUGGAUGCGGACUGGUUUUUAGCUUUAUAAAUUGGAUAAUUUAACGCACGGGCAUUGCCUGUAAAUUGUAUUCACAUUUGGUGUUUAUCAAUUGCAAGACGAAUAUGUUUCUCAGUUUUUGUCUACUGCUGACAUUUGUCUUGGGGCUGACCGGGUCCUUUGGCUCAUAUGUACCAUGCGAGCCGUGCGACCAGAAGGCGCUCUCUAUGUGCCCCCCGGUCCCCGUCGGUUGUCAACUCGUGAAGGAGCCUGGCUGUGGUUGUUGCCUAACCUGUGCCCUAUCAGAAGGUCAGGCGUGCGGUGUUUACACCGGAACAUGCACCCAUGGCUUGCGCUGCUUGCCGCGGAAUGGAGAGGAGAAGCCCCUUCACGCGCUCCUUCAUGGCAGGGGGGUGUGCACGAACGAGAAAGGAUACAAACCCCUCCAUCCACCCAUAGAUCAUGAGUCUCUGGAACACGAGGACACCCUGACGACUGAGAUCACGGAGGACCAACUGCAGCCCGCCAAAGUGCCGCUCCUCCCCAAGCAGGAUCUCAUCAACAGUAAGAAGAUCCAGGCAAUGCGCAAGGACAAGGAGCGCAAGCGGGCACAGGCCAAACUGCGCUCCAUUGGCCCCAUGGACUACUCCCCACUACCCAUUGACAAGCACGAGCCAGAGUUUGGUCCUUGCAGGAGGAAGCUGGAUGGGAUCAUCCAGGGAAUGAAGGACACAUCCCGUGUCAUGGCCCUGUCCCUGUACCUUCCCAACUGUGACAGGAAGGGCUUCUUCAAACGCAAACAGUGCAAGCCCUCUCGUGGCAGGAAGCGAGGCAUCUGCUGGUGUGUAGACAAGUACGGCUCGCAGGUUCCCGGCACAGACUACAGCGGGGGGGACAUCCAGUGCAAGGACCUAGAGAGCAGCAGCAUCAAUGAGUGAAUAGGCGGCUCCGCCCCCACCCCGAUCACCUGACCCAGGGCCUCACCUCCUCCUUUCCCUCCCACCUGUCUGCUUCGCCCUCCAGUCACUUUUUGAGAUUUUCAAGACGAAAAAAAAUAAGACAAGUAAACAAAUCAAAUGAAUGAACGAAAGGACAGGCUUGAAAAAAGGACACCUGAAAUCUUUUUUAUUUUUUUUGACCGUGCGCUCAUCUCUUAAAAGACGGAACCCAGCAGGUUUUAAGCCCUUGUUUGACCCUCGGGCCCCUCCCCCACUAAGAGCUGGGCUCGGGCCCCUCCCCCACUAAGAGCUGGGCUCGGGCCCCUCCCCCACUAAGAGCUGGGCUCGGGCCCUUCCCCCACUAAGAGCUGGGCUCUGGCCCCUCCCCCGCUAAGAGGUGGGAGCCUCACUAACGAUUCAUGAAAAUAUAUACUUGUAUUGAUAUAUUUUUAUAGAAACACCAAACUUUGUAUCAUUUAAAGCUAACAUAAAAUGGAUGAAAAAAUUAAUAGAAGUCACUUUGAUUAUAAACAGGACUGUUUUGAUCUUUCACAUCUAUUGCUAUUGAGGUGUCAGAUGAGAUAGCUGGACCUUCUAUUGAGGUGUCAGAGGAGAUAGCUGGACCUUCUAUUGAGGUGUCAGAGGAGAUAGCUGGACCUUCUAUUGAGGUGUCAGAGGAGAUAGCUGGACCUUCUAUUGAGGUGUCAGAGAAGAUAGCUGGACCUUAUAUUGAGGUGUCAGAGGAGAUAGCUGGGCUUUCUAUUGAGGUGUCAGAUGAGAUAGCUGGACCUUCUAUUGAUAUGUCAGAGGAGAUAGCUGGACCUUCUAUUGAGGUGUCAGAGGAGAUAGCUGGACCUUCUAUUGCGGUGCCAGAGAGGAUAGUUGGACCUUCAAUUGAGAUGUCAGAGGAGGAGGAGGUAGCUGGACCUUCUAUUGAGGUGUCAGAGGAGGAGGAGGUAGCUGGACCUUCUAUUGAGGUGUCAGAGGAGAUAGCUGGGCCUUCUAUUGAGGUGUCAGAGGAGAUAGCUGGACCUUCUAUUGAGGUGUCAGAGGAGAUAGCGGGACCUUCUAUUGAGGUGUCAGAGGAGAUAGCUGGACCUUCUAUUGAGAUGUCAGAGGAGAUAGCUGUUCCUUCUAUUAAGGUGUCAGAGAAGGUAGCUGGACCUUUUAUUGAGGUGUCAGAGAAGAUAGCUGGACCUUCUAUUAAGGUGUCAGAUGACAUAGGUGGACCUGCUAUUGAGGUGUCAAAGAGGAUACCUGGACCUUCUGUUGAGGUACCAGAGGAGAUAGCUGGACCUUCUAUUGGUGUCAGAGGAGAUAGCUGGACCUUCUAUUGAGGUGUCAGAGGACAUAGCUGGACCUUCUAUUUAGGUGUCAGAGGAGAUAGCGGGACCUUCUAUCGAGGUGUCAGAGACAAUAGCUGAACCAUCUAUUGGCAGAAAAAAAAACUUGAGAGGGUCUUUCUGAUACAGUUGACUCUAUCUGGUAUUUGGUUCUGUCAGAGCACUUUUGAAUAAGGGAACCUGCUUGGAUAUGUGUUACUUCACUAGUUUUGUGUGAGCAUGCAUGUAUGUGUGUGUGUGCGUGCGUGCGUGUGUGUGCGUGUGCGUGCGUGCGUGCGUGCGUGUGUGUGUGUGUGUGUGUUUGAAAGAGAAAGAGAGUGAGCUUAACACAAGAAUGACCUUUUUUUCCUCUCGAUCUCUCUUUUUUUUUUUUUACAACAACAUUUAUGGCUGGUGCUUGAAGUAGUCUUGAGGAUGGCUUUCUCCCACUAGGCUAUGUAAAACUAGGUCUAUGGGAGAUGGAGAAAGUUCCACACAAUAAUCAGAUCAUUACAGACAAACCUAUGUUAGUGGCUCAUUGACUCUGCAUCUAGCCUGACAUGCCAAAUGUGCCUAUUGUUAGCAUACACUGCCAUGCAGGGCAACACAGAACUUAUCGGAGAACGCUGCCCCUACUGGUGAAGGGAAAACUGCCACAAAGUGCUCAGACUGUCAUCUGAUGUGAGCUCUGCUUGGCCCAACAACCGGGACUUAAAGAAUAGUGGAAUGAACCUUACAGUCCCGCAAUAACUAACAACAGUAAUUCUUUGUUUUGCUAAAGUAUGGGCAAAAAUUGUAAGUACAAGGUUUAAGCAUGUUGCGGACUUGCAUUCACCAGUGAGGUUAGCUGUUUUUUUGUCUCCGUUGCUCGAGGGUGUUAGUCUUGUGUGGUUUUGUUUGUACUGUUGUGGAGUAGUAACCGCCCACUUUUGAGCCGUGUUCCUUAACCAACGGGCCUGCUACCAUGGUCACCACGGCUACAGUGGAACCUUGGUGUAUUACUUUCGACUAUAAAUUAACUCAUGUUUUCUUUUUUUAACUAAAGAAAUACAAUGUACUGUUGCUUGGGAAAAAGACGUGUGUAUUUUAGCCUGUGAACAAUUUGAAUGGUUCCAUGAUGCCUGGCCAUCCUUAUUUGAAUAUGAGACAGUCAAAAAAAGCUCUAUCCCACCUAUUUUCUUCCCCCUCGGCUUGCAUGCCGUCCCCCCCUCGACAACUUGUUAUCUAUACAACACAACAUUACUUGCAUUCAAAAUGGUGAGCAGUUUUCCUUUUAUUUUUAUUAUUAUUAUUAUUAUUAUUAUACCUUUAUUUCAACAAGGAACACAGACUGAGACCAAGGACUCUGUUAGAGCUGGGCCCUGCGUAUACAUGUUUACACAUACAGUUUAAGUACAAUGAUUAAGAAACUACACAAGACAAACAAAACGAUCACAGAUAACCCAAAAUACAGCAGCAGAUUGUUACAUUUAACAGGUUAUUCCCCAAACAGGUUAUUCCCCAAACAGGUUAUUCCCCUAACAGCACAAGAACUUGCAUUACCCAAAACAGUUACAAGCAACACAAAAGGGAAUACCUCUUCUGCUCAAGUGGGCUUCUUUGACCACUACCUGCAGGGUCAGUUGAAAGUGUACUUUUAUGUCAUCUGUGUGCAAGUCGCAGUGCCUUCAUACAUGCAUAUCCACAUUUAAAUAGUGACGCGUGACGUGGUAGCUAUCUAAGGGACGGAAACCCUGCUGAGGCUGAGAGGCCCGCAGGGUAGUAGUUCUCUAGCCUGACAUGACGAGAGGUCUAGGUAAAGUACAAAGAAGGUGCGAUGUGGUAUAGCUCUAGUCAUGUGGUAUAGCUCUAGUCAUGUGGUAUAGCUCUAGUCAUGUGGUAUAGCUCUAGUCAUGUGGUAUAGCUCUAGUCAUGUGGUAUAGCUCUAGUCAUGUGGUAUAGCUCUAGUCAUGUGGUAUAGCUCUAGUCAUGUGGUAUAGCUCUAGUCAUGUGGUAUAGCUCUAGUCAUGUGGUAUAGCUCUAGUCAUGUGGUAUAGCUCUAGUCAUGUGGUAUAGCUCUAGUCAUGUGGUAUAGCUCUAGUCAUGUGGUAUAGCUCUAGUCAUGUGGUAUAGCUCUAGUCAUGUGGUAUAGCUCUAGUCAUGUGGUAUAGCUCUAGUCAUGUGGUAUAGCUCUUGCCACAAACACAUUAUGAAUCUGUUGCUAAUCCCUCCCUGUGUUUGAGUGUGAUGGCAAGGAAGACCAGAGUGCCCGUCUCUGUCUCUUAUUUUCAAAAAAGCACUAAAAAUGCUUUCAAAGUUGACUGCUAAUGUAUUUGAUUGCCAGAGAAUAGGCAGGUGAUGUUAGAAUUUCGAGGCACAUAAUAGUUGAUCACGCAGACUAGUCGGAGAAGAGAUGGACGAGGCAUUACUAGCCAUCAGAUCCUAUUCCACAACUUGUGUGGCUGGUCGUAAUUACUCUAGCCAGGCCAUCAACAGACAACAAGUUAGGGAGCCUCAAGUAAGUCUGUAGUCCAAUAAUGACGUGAAAUUAUCAGUUUUUUUGUAAUACAAAUGUGUUGAAUAGGAUACUGUUGUUUUUAAUGGGUCAUAAAUGAGAUGCUGUAACAUCAAAAAUGGAUUGGUCAAAAUGUCAGGCCUAUAGCUUUAUAGCCUCAGUUACUUUGGGAGAGAAUUUGUGGGGAAAAUAAGUUACUAUACCCUGCUACCCUUCACAUCCAAAAUGUCUUAUUACAUGGAAGGGAACUCCUCCGCCUUUUGGUAAACCCCAGAUAAACUAGCAGCGUAGCACCCUUCCCCACCUCCACCCAGUCCACAUCGAAAGAAAGCAGCUUGCACUUAUUGAUAACACAGAUAACAUACAGUAAAACUGCCACUUGGGUAGAAAAACAAAACAAGCUAAUCAUGUAGUGUGAUACAGGUUAAGGGUGUCUGCAAGGUCUCCUGGGUCAUGGUUGACGGGGGCUUAUGUGGUCCAUGCCUGGGAAUUCUAUCACCAACGUCCAAUAAGAAUGAAGGGAUAGUAACACACCGUACAGUACAUUAACAACCACACAACAGUCCCACUUUCAUAUGUCUGCUCUCACACACAGACAGAGACAGACUGAGAGAGAGAAAACCAUGGACAGUGGCCGCGUUUAGGGGCUAGCCACACCCUCAUCACGGAGGGAUCACCAAUCGCAUGACAGUAGACACAGUUAGGAACAGACACAAGGAGACCAGGGAAAUCUGAGGGAUAGGAACACAGCAAGGAGUUUAGAUGUUGACUCCUUCUCCAGCUUCCAUUUGAGCACCAGACCAUCAGAGGCCUAUUGAAGCAGUUGGCCAGCCAUAUGGUGUAGUCUAACGGGGCGUUUUCUAAAUCAAGAUUUGUCUCUUGGGUCAAAGAAAAUGUGGAUAAGGGCAUUGAAUCCUUUGGCGUCAAAUUAACCAAUUGACACAAUUCAACCAAGCUAUGAAUUGUUGAAAUGUUCUUUGCGGUAUGGAGGUAGAUUGAGGUGUUGGAGAGGUUGUAUUGAAAGCUUAUCCUCCUUUUAACAGUGUCAUUUACAUCUGUUUCCAACUCGUAACACUGCCUUAUUCCGAUUCCUCGUCUCACACCUGGUUAUGUACUCAUACUCACAGUUCAUGAUACAAUAGUAAGUAACUACAGCAUUUAUUUUUAUGCAUAACAUGUUUUUAUUGAUGAAAUGAGACAAAUUCAAUCAGUUACCUUAAUAACAUGUGGUGUUAACUGGCUUGUGAUGAACAUAUCCAUUGGUGCCAGAGGACAGUGACAUAAAAUGCUCAGCAUUUGCAACUCCUCGUGAAACAACAACAACGAUAAUACAAAAAGACAAAAAAUCUCAAACUAUUAAAGUGAAUAUCACUGUGUAAUAUUUAUUCAACUUGUAAUUUAUGUACUCUUUUAACCUUUGUCUUUUUUUGUUAUGACAAAGCAUUUUAUUUAAAUAAAGUGAUGUAAUUCAUUUAAA
Messenger RNA from Oncorhynchus nerka (sockeye salmon), 6471 nucleotides. RefSeq names its product insulin-like growth factor-binding protein 5. Lineage: Eukaryota; Metazoa; Chordata; Actinopteri; Salmoniformes; Salmonidae. Gene Ontology annotation, cellular component: extracellular region. Gene Ontology annotation, molecular function: insulin-like growth factor I binding; fibronectin binding; insulin-like growth factor II binding. Bases 366 to 1178 code for a protein of 270 amino acids. The record is from RefSeq and is a predicted model, not a curated record. Gene Ontology annotation, biological process: regulation of insulin-like growth factor receptor signaling pathway. The transcript has 4 exons.